Triticum dicoccoides is the source of this 1525-nucleotide messenger RNA. Its product is annotated as F-box protein At5g03970-like. The transcript has 2 exons. Lineage: Eukaryota; Viridiplantae; Streptophyta; Magnoliopsida; Poales; Poaceae. Gene Ontology annotation, molecular function: protein binding. The coding region runs from base 1 to 1212 and encodes 403 amino acids. The record is from RefSeq and is a predicted model, not a curated record.
AUGAGCUAUGACGAGAGCGAGAGGAGUAGGCGCCGCCGCCGCCGCAGCUCCCGCUCGUCGGCGGCGCAGCCGCUGGAGGACGACAACCUCCUCUCCGAGAUCCUCCUCCGCCUCCCGCCAGAUCCGUCCUCCCUCCCUCGCGCCUCCCUCGUCUCCAAGCGCUGGCUUGGCCUCAUCUCUGACCCGGGCUUCUCCCGCCGCUUCCUUCUCCACCACCGCCGCAACCCUCCUCUCCUCGGUUUCUUCGUACCUUUCAAUUUCAAACCUGCAAUGGAUCCCCCCAAUCGUGUCCCGGAUGGCUACUUCUCCUUGUGCCUUGACCGCGAAAAUGGCGGCGGCAUCUUCAUGCCCAUGGGAUCCCGCCAUGGCCUCCUACUCAUGUACCAAUCAGCGCGGUACCAGCUCUUGGUGUGGGAUCCCUUCAACGUCGACCUACACCGCCUAGCCGUUCCCCCGGAGUGGCUGAAGGCCCCGUUCAAAGGGGCGGUUUUUCGCGGCGCCGGAGACAUUCAACACUUCCGGCUGGUCUUGGUAAGCACAGAGACAGACGAGCAGCAACAUACACGGGCCAUCGCCCGCGUUUACUCGUCGGAGACUGCCAUAUGGGGUGAUCGCAUAUCAACACCACUUCCAUCCAAACUUCCCACCAAGAGUCACAUGUACUUUACCAUAAGUGUGCUAGUUGGGCAUUCCCUUUACUGGUUGUUCGAUGACACAUCGGCAAAAACUCUACUAUUGGAUGGCAUACUUGAGUUUGAUUUGGAGAAGCAGAUCCUAGCUGUGAAACCAGUACCAGUGGGUAUUCCCAAGGAAAACAUGUGCCGAUUCCAGGUUAUGCGGGCAGAGGGUGGUGGCCUUGGCAUUCUCUUUCUGUCAAAUUUCAGUGCCCAAUUAUGGAAGGUGGAGACCGAUUGUGAUGGUGCUGCUUCAUGGGUGCUAGGAAGAACUGUUGAACUGUAUAAGUUACUUUCCAUUGAUUCAAGGAAGAAGAGAAAAUGGCACCAAUGUAUAGUGGGGUUUGCUGAGUACAAUAAUGUGCUGCUCCUACGGACACCUACCGACCUCUUCAUGAUCCAGCUUGAGCCACUGCAGUUCAAGAAAGUUUCCAAGACCAAGAAGUGGGCUCACUAUCAUCCGUUUGAAAGUGUUUAUGCUGCAGGAACGAGCAUUGGUGGUGGACAUGAUGGAGCUGAACUUUUGCACAAUACAUAAGAUGAUUGGUCGAUAUGCUAUUGUGAUGUAUUAAAUGAGGGAGUAAGCUUAUCUUUUUAGUAGUAGCAGAAUGGAAUAUUUCCCUUUCUUUUGCUUAAUUGAUAUUUUCUGUUUUCUUUUACUGGCUGCAACAUUGCAUUUGCUAUUUUUGUGGCUACUACUCAAUAAGAUCCAAGUGUGAUUCUUAUGUUGUCCCCUCUACAAGUAAUUGAUACCCAACAAUACCCGAGCAUUUGGCUUCGAACUUCGUUUAUUAACUCGGGCCUAUAUAGAUUGCAUUUCAUAUUGCUGUUCAUUUGCGAUUGUUGUAAUA